AUGCGGGUCUCUCUGGAAGACCUUCCGAUUGAGAUUCUCCAGGCAGUCGUGCUCGAUCUGCCAGAUACUGCGCUUGCCUCUUUUCUAGCUACAUCCCGCGCUAUUCGCGAUCGUUUGUUUGAUAAUCGCCAGUUUUGGCGGGCCAAACUGCUACAGAAAUUUGAUGCCCCUUUGUUUGAAGACACGACGAAAAAGAUUGACGAUAUAGAGGAGAAUGAGAAGGAGAGCGGAGAGAACGGUGACAAGGCGGUGGUGACAAAAACACUGACGGGCGAGGAGUCAUACGACUACCGGGGCACAUAUCAGAAUCGGGUGCGAGUUCUACGGCAGCGGCCGUUUAGGGUCACUGAUAUGGGAGUGAUUAUCGGGAUGGUGGCUGAGCACCGCCAGCGCAACUACAAGCUGCUCGAGGCGAGCGGACUGCUGAGCGAGUUCAUGUUCCACCAGCCACGGGAUGAGAGUGCACUCGACAAUGAGGAGCAGAUGGCGCAGUUUCAAUUGAUCAAGUCAAUACUGAUGCCGGCGGCGGGCUUCCCGGGCAUUGUCGCCAAUCCGCUGGAUCCGAUCUAUCGGAUUGUGUACAAUUCACCACGACAUCCUCUCUUUUCGCCAGAGACGGGGCUGCCGAACCUACAUGUUGUUGCUGCGAUAGUGACGUUCUGGCAGAUGAUGAAUAUGCAGAGCGCCCUGCGGCGGUAUCGCAAAGGAAUGGAUCCGAUAGAGACUCUGCACACUCUGCGUCCAUCUCCCGGUGGGUCAGUGUCGGUCGCGAACGAAUCGUUUUCUUCGCCCGGUGACGGAAGCGAGGACGAGAGCGAAGAUGGGCAAGCGAAGGACCCGUCGGAGAGGGAAGACGAUCCGAGGCUGUUUAUUGCGGCGUACGCGUUCUUCAACUACUGGGACUUUGAGCUGUUCCGCUCCGCGCCUCUGACGUCGGACACGCGCCGGUCGAUUAUUGGGGACAUUGUGGACUGGCACAUCGACUUGCCGGACGAGAUCAGCGGGCCGAUCUCGCUACGGGUAGAGGGCACGUCGCAUCAGCUUACGGGACUUACGGAGGAGCGACGGUGUGUAAUUGAGAUUGAGCCAAUCGAUGUGCCGGUUAUGGGCGUGCGUGGGUGGGCGCGGUUUUCGAUGCGACAUCUCGAAUUUGAGCUCGAGGGAGACUACUUUGAGGAGCAGCGGUGGAUACACAGGGCCGUGAUGCUUCCCGGCUCGAAGGCGGUCGUCGGCCGGUGGCACGACGGCUUCGACGAGGACACCGAGCGGUCUGUCGAGGGCCCCGCUGUCUGGAUCAGACAGUGA
Messenger RNA from Myxozyma melibiosi, 1305 nucleotides. RefSeq lists its product as uncharacterized. Gene Ontology annotation, molecular function: protein binding. The coding region runs from base 1 to 1305 and encodes 434 amino acids. NCBI's taxonomy places the organism in Eukaryota, Fungi, Ascomycota, Lipomycetes, Lipomycetales, Lipomycetaceae. The transcript has a single exon. The record is from RefSeq and is a predicted model, not a curated record.